AUGAGUUCUCCAUUAGAAGGUGAUAUUAAAUUAGUAAAGGAAUUGAUGUAAUUAAGGACUAAGAUGCUUUCCGUAGUUGCUUAUAGAUGCUGGGCAAUCUAUUAAAGGAGAACUUGGAUCUCUUGGAUACCUUUGCUGAAAUGUUUAGGAAAAUGUAGUCAAUAAAUGAAUUUUUUGAUCUUUAUGAGGCAUUACAUUAUGAACUGAAAAUAAGAUGUGAAGAAACCUUAAGUAUUAUUGGUUAAUUGAAUAAUCCUUCAAUUCUAUAAAAAAGCAAUGAAAUACCAAAUAUUAUUACAAAUGAUCAUAAACCAUCAAUCCAAGAGUAUAAUAUAAUUGAUACUCAAAUAUAUGAUUUGGUACUUGAUAUAAACAUGAGUUCAUCAUGGAAGGUAGUUGUUAUUCCACUAUUUCAAGUUAUUGUUGAAUAACAAUGAACUUAAAGGAGCUAGAGUUGCAGUUCUUGGUUUAUAUGAUAAAGGUAAAACCCAUAUACUAAAUCAAUUAACAAACCAAAAUCUACCCACUGGUUCUAAAAUUACAACCAAAGGAAUUAGUUUCAAAUAAUGUAUAGUUGAUAAGAACAAUUCAUUCGUGUUAAUAGAUACUGCAGGUAGUUAUGCACCAGAAAAUCUUAAAAAUCUUAAAGAGAAAUAAUAAAUAGAAAACGCAAUACUUGAAAUUUCAUUUGAAUUAACAGAUUAUUUUAUUUGUGUUGUUAAUGAUUUUACAAGCAUAGAAGUCAGAUAUUUAGAUUAAUUAGCACGUAAAUUGAGCACUUCUCUCAAAUAGUUUAAGGAAAUAAUUGUGAUACACAAUCUUAAGGAUAUAACAAAUCCAAAUCUUAUUCAACAUGUUUGGUAAGUCUAAAUUGAAAAAAUAUUAGAAGGGAAUAUAUAGAAAUCAACUGUAGAAGCCAUGAAUCCUUUUACAAAUCAAUUAGAAGAGAAAUCAGUUUUAUGGUUUAACACAGAGACAAGUAGACACAUUUGUAUUGUUAAUGAUAAUUCUGAUUUGGGCAAGAGUAUUAAUCCAUGGACUUAUAGUCUUUUAAAAUAUUGGCUUAAACUUGUAGUUGUACCUCAUCAAAAGAAAAUAUUAAAAUAUGAUGAUAUUGUAGAAGUUUGUGAAUUGAAAAUGAGUACACUCUUAAAAAAAUAAAUCAAACUCACAAUUCAAGAUACACAUUUACCAAAUGAAAAAAGAAUCGUAAAAUAAUAAGCAACAUCACCUAAAUUCACUUAAAUUAUAUCAUCAGCAAAACUCAUCUCUACACCUAUAGAUAUAGGAAAUGAUGAUGGCGAAGAAUAUGAACCAUAGAUAGAUAUUAUUCAGGGAAAUUAAUAUAUAAUACUUAUCGAUUUACCGGGUGUUUCUUUGGAAGAUGUUGAAAUUUAUAGAUAGAAUGUUUCAACUAUUGUUCGAGGACAUAAAAAAAUCUCUAUGUAUACUAAUAAAGCAACAUAUAUUAAAUAAGAAAGGAAAUCUGGUCCUUUUGAUCUGAGAUUUAAAAUUCCAGAUGAAUAUGACCCUAAAUGGAGAUGCUAUGCUAUGAAUAAUGGGGUUUUAGGAAUUGUUUAUAAUCUUGACUCCGAAGACUCAAUUUUACCAAAAAGGAAUUAAUUUUGA
Molecule: messenger RNA, 1629 nt
Organism: Paramecium sonneborni
Lineage: Eukaryota; Ciliophora; Oligohymenophorea; Peniculida; Parameciidae
Source: the annotation of a GenBank genome assembly